Zymoseptoria tritici IPO323 is the source of this 873-nucleotide messenger RNA. RefSeq lists its product as uncharacterized. The transcript has 2 exons. The coding region runs from base 1 to 873 and encodes 290 amino acids. Gene Ontology annotation, cellular component: nucleus; cyclin-dependent protein kinase holoenzyme complex. Gene Ontology annotation, molecular function: cyclin-dependent protein serine/threonine kinase regulator activity; protein kinase binding. The record is from RefSeq and is a predicted model, not a curated record. NCBI's taxonomy places the organism in Eukaryota, Fungi, Ascomycota, Dothideomycetes, Mycosphaerellales, Mycosphaerellaceae. Gene Ontology annotation, biological process: regulation of cyclin-dependent protein serine/threonine kinase activity.
AUGGUUGCAGGCCUGCUCACGAAGAUCACCACGACGAAUGAUCGGCAGCAUGAGCACUUGCAUCGCCAGACGCCCAGCGUGGACGUAGCAUCACAUCUCACCUCACAAACGACCAGCGUUCUGGCUUUCCACGGCAAGAACGUACCAAGUAUCACGAUACUGAGCUAUCUGAGCAGGAUAAAUAAGUACUGCCCUACCAGCUACGAGGUAUUCCUCAGCUUGCUGGUCUAUUUCGACAGGAUGACUGAGCGAGUGAAUGCUGGUCCGAUGCAGAGCCUGCGAGCGGCCAACGAGCAAUCACUGCGAGAGCGAAGUGCUUCUUCGGAGUCGGUCGCAUCAGAUCUUAUGGAGGGUGUCCAAGCGACCACCCCAUUAGGCACGCAACAAGCGACACCACCACAUUCCGGUAACCUGGAGCGAGGAAAGGCCUCGCAACAAGGUAUUCCCGGAACACCUCACAGCAGACCAAGCCAGCCCGAGUCGCCAUCGCUACCAACUUCACCCUCGAACAUCGACCCUUACAAUCUCUCCCACUUUUUCGUUGUCGACAGCUUCAAUAUCCACCGACUGGUCAUCGCCGGUGUGACUUGCGCGAGCAAAUUCUUCUCCGACAUCUUCUACACAAACUCGCGAUACGCAAAGGUCGGCGGAUUACCUCUCUCCGAGCUUAACCAUCUGGAGCUUCAAUUCCUCCUCCUGAACGACUUCAGACUCUCAGUGCCUGUUGAGGAGAUCGAGGCAUACGGGACCAUGCUGGUUGAGUUUUACGCUCGCGAAGUCGUUGCUCAGAAGCAGGCAUCUGAGUCCAUGCAGACGAGGUCGCUCAGCGAGACGUCCUCGGACAGCGCGUCUACUGUACGAGCUGAUAGCUGA